This is a messenger RNA of Didymodactylos carnosus, 1960 nucleotides long. The record is from the annotation of a GenBank genome assembly. NCBI's taxonomy places the organism in Eukaryota, Metazoa, Rotifera, Eurotatoria, Philodinida, Philodinidae.
GCAUUCCUUUAACCUGGAUAAACUUUGUGGAAGACGUUUGGGAGACUCUCCAUUCAUGAAAGUCAUAGUACUACGAAGCUUGACCACCUCUAUUUCUCUACAUACCGUUUUUUCUCUUUCUUCCAUAUCUUUAAGGUAUACGCCACCAAACAGAAACUAUAUUAACAGAAAUAUUAAACGUUUAAAUUAUGUACAACACCAGAAACUAAUUGAUCAAUUGAAAGACGUCGCUUCUAUUAAUAUCACUUGUGACUUUUGGAGUAAUCGAUUGAAUAAAUCAUUUUUUGUUAUGACAGGCCACUGGCUUACUACAGAUAUCGUAUUAAAAUCAAAAAUACUACAUCAUUCAUCUUUCAAUCGUCGUCACACUUCACAUUAUAUUACAAAAAUUCUUACAUCAGUGUUGAAAAAACUUAAAAUUCUUGAUAAAGUGAAUUGUAUCGUUAUUGAUGGUGCUGCCAAUAUGGUUAAGGCAGUUAGAGAUAUGCCAGUUGUAAUUCCAAGACUAUGGUGUACCGCGCACCGUUUGCAUUUAACAUUAACCAAUGGUUUGGCCUUAUGGAGCAAGAAAAAUGAUAUUGAAGAUGAACAACAACAAGAUUUAACAUUGAAUAAUGAUGAAAGUAAUACUGCUGAUAUGGAUGUUGAAAUGACUGAUACAGAAGAAGUUAGUGACGAAACAAUGGACGAUGACAGAGAAGAAGAAGAAAAAGGAAGUGAAGAAAUGGCAAAUGCUACAAAGGUUGAAGAUUGGGAGGAUAUUAAUGAUGAUGAAAUCACGGACAAUUGGGCAGAAGACGUUGGUGUUGAUGACAAUGAUCCCACGCUUGACGUGGAUCAGGAAGAUAUUUUGGCAUUGAUGAAAAAAUGUCGAAGAUUGAUUUAUUGUAUUAAAAAUUCAUCUGUUCUAACAAUGCAUUUCAAUAAACUACGUCAAUUAGCUAAUGUGCAACGUUGCCUUUCCAAUGAUGUUAGAACACGUUGGAAUAGCACAUUUAUGAUGAUCGUUUCAAUACUAAUUUUAAGACCAUUGUUAGAAAAAUUAAUGAACGAAAAAUAUAACCUUGAUUUACCACAAUCACAAAUUGAUCAAUUGACUGAACUUGAAUUAAAUUCAACUGAAUAUAAUAUUUUAAUUAAUCUACAUCAGGUGCUUCAAACAUUCUAUCAUGCAACAAGAAGUCUGAGUGGUCAAACUUAUAUUUCAAUUGGUUUGUGUUCAUUUAUUAUAUCACGUUUGAAAACAUAUUUGAAUAAGACAGAGAAUGAUAAUUCAAUUGUUAUACGUGUCAAGAAAUUGAUUUUAUUUAAAAUGAAUCAUUAUUUUGAUAAUGAUAAUGAUCAAACAGAGUUAAUUAAAACAUUUGGUUAUCUAGAUCCUGCUGGCUUUCGUGCUUUGAACGAAGAUGAUCAACGCAGUGUUGAACAAGAAUUAAAACGUACAAUUGAAAAUAGUAUAACAAUUAUUGAUACACUUACAACCACACCGUCUCCUCCUUCAGCUACAACUGCAACAAACGCCACAACAACAAUUGAUGCUACCACUGCUUCAUUAAAUACCUCUACACCCAAAAUACGUACAAAAACAGCGCAAUCAGCAAUGGAUCUAUUCUUAAAUGCCGUUGGCGAUACAGUUACACCAAAGCAAACCGACACUUCAGCAGCAACGCCACCCCUUAGUCUGACCGACGAAAUACGUCUCUAUAAAAAAUUAGCAACUAAGUACAAUUUAAGUCAUACUCCAUCUGAACAAAAUUGUAUCAAUUUUUGGAAACAAAAUUAUCAACAAUUACCACUACUCACAACUUUGGCAAGACGAUAUUUGGCCUGUCCGGCAAGCAGUGUACCGUCAGAGUCAGCAUUUUCAAUAUCAGCAUUUUUGGCUAGAAAAGAAAGAUCAAGACUGAGUGGUGAAUUAUUAUCAGCGCAAGUUUUUCUCAGAGAUAAAUUGUAUGAUUAG